Messenger RNA from Enterospora canceri, 318 nucleotides. Lineage: Eukaryota; Fungi; Microsporidia; Enterocytozoonidae. The record is from the annotation of a GenBank genome assembly.
AUGAACAAAGAGACAGAAAAAGACGAGUUGAGUAGGAGAAUAGAGAAGUGGAAGGAGAGAAUGGGUGAGUUGGACAUUCUGAAUACGUAUAAUGAGUUUUACGAGGUAAUCAAGUACAUAAAUGGCGUAUUUGAGGAGAAGCAGGAGUCAAAGGACGUCGAGUUGAUGAAGAGGCAGAUUCUGAGGCAGCAGAAGGUGAGUAAGACGUGUCAGGAGAUAAGGAGUGUGAUGGAGAAGACAUUUGAGGUGGAAAAGAUGAAGCAGCUGGCUGAUAGGGUGGAGAAGGAGAUGUCUGAGUUGAAUCAAAUGCAUGAAUGA